AAACCACCAUUGAUUAUCACAAAUCUUCAUUUCUUGGAUAAUCUAUUUAAUAUGACUAUGACUUUCCGCCAAGACUCCGAUGUCUAUAGACCCUAUGGUCGAAUUGAAGCUUUAAAGAAACCUCAGAGCUUCUCAAUCCCUGCCAAGACUAAACUGGUUGCUUGGGUGAUUAGUCAGUGGUACCCAGGUGCCAGACGUAAUAUAUAUUAUGAGAAACUUAAAGAAUAUCUUCCAAUUGAUGUCUAUGGGAAGAAGCACAUGAAACUGUCUUGGGAUGACUUCUAUCAAACUAUCUCCAAAUACAAAUUUUACUUGGCGUUUGAGAAUUCAAUCUAUAAGGAUUAUAUCACUGAAAAGCUGUGGUCAAAUGCUUUCGAUUCAUGGGCUGUACCUGUUGUAUUGGGGACAUCUCGGAAAAAUUAUGAGCGUUUCCUUCCUGGAGAUGCCUUCAUUCAUGUAGAUGAUUUCUCAAGCCCAAAGGAACUAGCUUCCUAUCUUCUUGAGCUAGACCAGGAUGAAGAGAGAUACAAAAAGUAUUUUUACUGGAGAUCUCACUACCGCGUGAGAAGAGAAACAGGAUGGGACAACCACUACUGCAAAGCCUGCCGAGCGCUUCAGCAGGCUCCAGAUUACCAAGUUAUCCAGAGUAUAGAAAAGUGGUUUUUGGAGAACAGAUAA
Messenger RNA from Bufo gargarizans (Asiatic toad), 678 nucleotides. Its product is annotated as 3-galactosyl-N-acetylglucosaminide 4-alpha-L-fucosyltransferase FUT3-like. The annotation marks the transcript as partial. Gene Ontology annotation, molecular function: alpha-(1->3)-fucosyltransferase activity. NCBI's taxonomy places the organism in Eukaryota, Metazoa, Chordata, Amphibia, Anura, Bufonidae. The record is from RefSeq and is a predicted model, not a curated record. The transcript has a single exon. Gene Ontology annotation, cellular component: membrane.